AUGUCGUUCUUUGCCACACAUGCCUACUCUCCCCCCCGCAAGUCGCUCUCGUUCGACAACACCUCGCAUGGCCGGUUGCGCUACGAUUCGCGCGAGCUGACGCCCGACUCGCUGCUCGCCGACUUGGAUCUGUCGCCGGCGCCGGCUCCUGCUCUGGCCCGGCCGUCGUCGUCGUCGCUGCUCUCGGCUGCGGUCCGCGAGCCGGUGCCCCGCCAUGUACAUACUCCUACGCCCAAUAAGGCGCCGCGGAGCAGGCUGGCGUCGCCAGCACUGGCCAGUGUUGGGCGAGUCCGCCGCAGUGGGCGGGUGGGCCGGGUGGGCCAUGCCGGCCUCUCGUGGGGCACACCCGAGCCGGAUGCCGACCGCUCGCGGUCACUGUCGCAGUCGAUGGCUUCGCUCUCGUUGGCUCCGGACUUGCGCGGCCAGGCAUCACCGACGCGGCCAUCGUCUCGGCCAUCGUCGCGGCCAUCAUCGCGGCAGCUGUCUCGGCCGGCGCGGCCGGCACACCCGCCACGUGCCGCCAAUCGCAGCGGCUUCCGAGUUGAGCUGGACUCGGAUUCGGAGAGCGACUCGUCGCAGUCUUCCGACAUCGGGCUCCUUGCGCCGCAUGCGGCGGUGUUUGCGACUGGAUCGAGCGCGGGCAGCCGAGCCUCGCCGCCGCCUCGGUCGCGGGCGGGUGCUGGCUCGGGCGCGCCCAGCGUGAGCCCGACCCGCACCUUCCGCGCGCCGGUCCUCCACGUCGACGUCGACGACCCGAGCGAAAUCGACUCUAACGUGCGACAGAGCGCGAUGUCGGCGUCGGACGACGGCGAGAUGUCGGACGAGGUGCUUGACUCUGCAAGCAUGUACGCUGGCGUGGCCAGCAGCAUUGGCGCACACGGGCAAGGGAUUGCGCAGCGCACGCAGCGCAUGCCCCCUCUCCGCGACCUCACGGUGGAGCCACUGCGGCUCAUCGAGGACGAGCGGCAGGCCGAGGUGGCGGCGUCGCAGGCACAGCAGACGGCGUCGUGGACGGCGCACGAGGCCAAGGCGGCAAGUACGGCGGCGGCGCAGCUAAAGUCCUCGCUUGGCGCCGCCAACAAGGUCCAUGCCGCGCUCGCCUCGCAAGUUGCCGACGUCAACGAGCGGACCGACGUGGCGCUUGGCUUGCUCCGCGUCCAGCUCCGCGAGCGGUUCGAGAGCGAGAACGCAGACGGUGUGGCGCGGGUCGAGGCGUACCUGGCGGCCAAGGCCGCCGAGGCAGAGCGGGUGGCACUGGUCCUCGACGCCAUCAACGACGCCGUCGCCGAGGUGAUUGCAGACGUCGCUGCCGAAGCCGCUGCCGAUCUGGCGGCCGAGGUGCUGGCUGCGGCCAAGGCCAAGGCGCAGGCUGCCGCUGAAGCCAAGGCAGCCGCUGAGGAGGCGGCCAAGGCUGCGGCCAAGGCGGCCGAAGCGCAGGCGGCCGAGGCGGCCGACCCCAAUCUUCGCGGCGAAAAGAUGGAGGGCUAUCCGGGGCGCGAGUUUGCGUCCGGGCUGGCGUACAUCGAGUACCUCGAGCUGUGCAAGACAAGCGCGACCGCGCAGAAUCUGGUCAAGACGACCGAGAGCAACCCCAAAAUGGCCGAGGCUGCGGCAGCCAUCAAAAAGGAGGUGACUACCCGGAUCAACCAAGUCUCGAGCGAGCCGCGCAAGAUUGCCCAGCUCUGGCAGGUCUUUGACUCGUUUGCCAAGAGCAUGUCCGGCGAGGUCCAGAACCUGCUGUUCCAGAUGGUGGCGACGCAGGUGGUGACCCAGGGCCAGCAGGUGGUUGGCGGCAAGCGGACCAAUGUCUUUCCGCUCGCUGUUAUCUGCGCCCGCCUCGUCCGCGACUCGCCGAACAUGCACGCCAUCAUGCGGGCUGAGUUCUGUCGCCGCUGCAUCUACACCGUUCCGCUGACGUUUGACAAGGACAAGGUCGGCAAGAACUACGCCCGGCUCAUCGGGCGAGUCGGCGGCGAGAACGUCGAGCGGUAUCUGGAGCGCAUGAGCGGGUACUUUCAGAUCUUUGUUGCGUACUUGGUCUCGAUCCCAGACGUUCCGUCGCUGUGGAAGGUCCUUGCCCGCCUCCUCAACCUCCAGCCCAAGCCAGUCAUCCUCGGUUGCGUUCACUCGCUGCUGGACAUUGCCGGCUUUGUGCUGCAGAGCCAGUACCCGCAUCAGAUGUCCAAGAUCGUGACCUACAUCCACACGCUCUGGCUCCCGCUUGCAGGUAACGACGCGUUUUCGACCUCGUGUGCAGGCCUGCUCGCGCACCUGCUGUCGUCGCCGCUUGCGCCACCGGCCGACUACAUCGCCCCGCUCUCGUAGGCGUCUGCACCUGCUCUGCUUUACUGGCAAUCCUACUGCGGCUGCACAAGCUCGCCAUUUCGGAAGUCGAUAAACGCCUGCAUGAUCUCCUCA
Molecule: messenger RNA, 2418 nt
Organism: Thecamonas trahens ATCC 50062
Lineage: Eukaryota; Apusomonadida; Apusomonadidae
Exons: 2
Coding region: 1-2325 (774 amino acids)
Biological process (GO): regulation of translational termination; regulation of translational initiation; poly(A)+ mRNA export from nucleus
Cellular component (GO): nuclear pore cytoplasmic filaments; nuclear pore; cytoplasm
Molecular function (GO): translation initiation factor binding; inositol hexakisphosphate binding; phospholipid binding
Source: RefSeq, a predicted model, not a curated record